UCAACACCGCAAAGAACCAGUGCUUCUUGGCAGUCGAGGAAGAUGAAAUUUUUUUAUUUUCUUUGUCUUAGGUUUUAGGGUUUCUGCUUGAUUAUGUCUGAUUGCUUUCUUCUUCCAAAGGCAAAAAGAUAGAUUGGAGUUGCAGGGUCUCCAUGGUUGGAUUCUUGUUUAGAUUCCUGCAUUUCAGUCCUUGAGAAAUGAUGUUCUUGUUACCUCACUUCCAUCUCUAUUUAUGAUAUUGGUGAGAGUACUAUUUCUUGUUUCAGAAGCCCUAAGAUGUUUCAGAGGCUAGGAACGAUUUGAUGAAAUAAGUGAAGAGAUCCUUGAAACGAUGAGGAGAGCUUCUGCGGCUGCAAGCACUUUCUCGAUACUCUGUAUGUAGUAAGGGGGAGGAGGAGAACGUGAAACUCUCAGACGAGUUAUCUGUUGGCGGUGUUGCUGCAUUUGCAUUUGUUCUUUCAUUUUGCUGGAAGGAUUUUCUGGGUAAGAUCCUUGUUUGAACUUUGAAGUUUCUGAUGUCGAGAAAAUAGUACAGCGACUGGUUUAUUUCUUUUUCUAGAAAUUUUGGUUUUCGUUCUGAGUUUUUCUGGGAAUCGAGGGGGAAGGGGAGGGGUGGGGGAUCAGAGUAUCAUACGACUUGAACCGCCGACUUGUACGUGCUAGAGAGGGGAAGAACAAUCUUUAAAUCUCGAGAAACCUCUGGUGUGAAAAUCCUUCUCCAUCCUCUUGUUUCUUUUGCUUUUGUUUACGUAAGGAGAAAGAAGAGCAUAUUGGAAUGUUUGCUUCACCUUUGUACUGUGGUUUAAAGGAGGAAAGAAUCACUGCGGUUACUGUUUUAGACAACAUUUGGUGGACGGUAAAUCUUCAAAGCUUCAAAGUUUAGGGAUGUUUCUGAAAUAAGCAUAGAUUGUCUGCUUUUUAGAGCUUUUCAGGUUGGGAACAAACGAUUUGUUCCGCAGACUCGUCGUAGUCUGUGUGUGAGAGAGAGAGAGAGAGAAAGAAGAAGCUUCAAAUCUCAAGAAACCUCUGGUGUGAAAAUCCUACUCCUUCCUCCUGUUUCUUUUGGUUUUAUUCACUAACGCGUCGGACAACUAGGAAAUUACAGAGCAGAUGCGAAUGCUUUCUUCAACUUUUUACUGAGGUUUAGAGGAGGAAAGAAUCACUGUGGCUACUGUUUCAGGCAACAUUGGUGGGCGAUAAAUCUUCAAAGCUUUAAAUUGUACGGAUGUUUCUGAAAUAACCAUAGAUUUUCUGCUUGUGGAGUUUCCCAGGUUGGAUAGCAGGUCAUUGAGGGCGUUUGAAGUGGUGAACAGCUCCGAUCUCGAAACAUCUAUUUUUCUUGUGUUCGACGCUGCCUCUUAUAGAGAGAAGGAUGACAUAGAUGUUUCAGCUUGGGAGACAGGGACCUGUUUCUUAAAUAUUUUCUUCCUGGUGCGUAUCGAGAUUGUUGGAGGUGAAAUUUUGAAGAAGCAGACAGUAACGUGGUUAAUAUCCCCUUCACGGCUUCACCCUCCCCCGGCGGACGUGUUUAAUUACUGAUCCUAAGAAUAGCAGGCUGAUGUUUUGAGUAGAAUUACCAUUGGUUUUAUGCCAGAGGAGAUCAAUCAAUCCGACUGAGCUUCCUGCUUGGCGAUCAAUUUAGUAAGAACUGCUUCGUUUAAUCUAUAAGCUCUUUCUAGUUGACGUUUUGGUUAAGCGGUUCGUAAAGUGGAAGGAAAUCUUUUUUUGGCUUCUGCUAUCUGUGCUUUCUCUGGUUUUUAAGUGAUGAUGGCCGUGACAACGUCCUGCAAGGAGAGUAAAGCUGUACUGGACAAUGGAAAAUAUGUCCGUUACACUCCUGAGCAGGUGGAAGCGCUUGAAAGGUUAUAUCAUGAAUGCCCCAAACCUAGCUCCAUUCGACGACAACAACUUAUCAGAGAGUGCCCGAUUCUCUCCAACAUUGAGCCGAAGCAAAUCAAAGUCUGGUUCCAAAAUCGAAGAUGCAGAGAGAAGCAGAGGAAAGAGUCUUCACGACUCCAAGCUGUUAAUAGGAAGUUGACAGCAAUGAACAAGCUUUUAAUGGAGGAGAAUGACAGGUUGCAGAAGCAGGUGUCGCACCUGGUGUAUGAGAAUGGCUACUUUCGCCAACACACUCAGAGUACUGCUAUUGCCACCACGGAUACAAGUUGUGAGUCAGUGGUGACCAGCGGUCAACACCAUUUGACGCCUCAGCAUCCACCGAGAGAUGCUAGCCCUGCUGGACUCUUGUCCAUUGCAGAGGAGACUUUGACAGAGUUUCUAUCAAAGGCCACUGGAACUGCUGUGGAGUGGGUCCAAAUGCCUGGGAUGAAGCCUGGUCCGGAUUCCAUUGGAAUCGUUGCUAUUUCUCAUCGUUGCGCUGGAGUGGCUGCACGAGCCUGUGGCCUGGUGGGUCUAGAGCCUACAAGGGUUGCAGAAAUCCUUAAAGAUCGGCCUUCAUGGUUCCGUGAUUGUCGAGCUGUGGAUGUGUUAAAUGUGCUGCCCACUGGAAAUGGUGGAACCAUUGAGCUGCUUUACAUGCAGCUCUAUGCACCAACAACAUUGGCACCUGCUCGGGACUUCUGGUUGCUGUGCUACACUUCUGUAUUAGAGGAUGGUAGUCUUGUGGUCUGUGAAAGAUCACUUAGCAACACUCAGGGUGGUCCAAGCAUGCCACCAGUACAACACUUUGUCAGGGCAGAAAUGCUGCCAAGUGGGUACCUGAUAAGACCCUGUGAAGGGGGUGGAUCAAUUAUUCAUAUUGUCGAUCACAUGGACUUGGAGCCAUGUAGUGUACCAGAGGUCUUGCGCCCGCUGUAUGAAUCAUCAACAGUGCUUGCACAGAAGACAACAAUGGCGGCUUUACGUCAGCUAAGGCAGAUUGCUCAAGAGGUUUCUCAUCCAAUUGUCUCUGGUUGGGGCAGACAGCCUGCAGCCCUACGAGCACUUAGCCAGAGGCUCAGCAGGGGUUUCAAUGAAGCUCUUAAUGGUUUUACUGAUGAGGGAUGGUCUAUGAUGGGGAGUGAUGGCAUGGAUGAUGUUACAGUCCUCGUGAAUUCUUCUCCUGGGAAAAUAAUGGGUGUCAAUCUUUCCUUCGCAAAUGGAUUUCCUUCUGUCAGCACUGCUGUUCUAUGUGCCAAGGCAUCUAUGCUUUUGCAGAAUGUGCCUCCAGCAAUACUCCUCAGAUUCCUUCGGGAGCAUCGCUCAGAAUGGGCAGACAACAGCAUUGAUGUUUACUCAGCUGCAGCUGUUAAAGCUGCUCCCUGUAGCUUACCGGGGUCUAGGAUUGGAAGUUUUGGUGGUCAGGUUAUCCUUCCAUUGGCUCACACAAUUGAGCACGAGGAGCUUUUAGAGGUUAUUAAGCUGGAAAACAUGUGCAGCGGACAGGAUGAGACAAUUAUACCUAGGGAUAUGUUUCUCUUGCAACUCUGUAGUGGGGUGGAUGAGAAUGCUGUAGGCACCUGUGCUGAACUCAUUUUUGCUCCAAUUGAUGCAUCUUUUGCUGAUGAUGCACCUCUUUUACCCUCUGGUUUCCGUAUCAUCCCUCUUGACUCUGUGGUGGAUGCUGCCAGUCCAAAUCGCACACUGGAUCUUGCCUCUGCCCUUGAGGUGGGACCUACUGGAAAUAGAGCAUCUGGUGACUAUUCUGGCAACUGUGCUUCCAUGAGAUCUGUGAUGACAAUAGCAUUUCAGUUUGCGUUUGAGAGUCACCUGCAAGAGAAUGUGGCAACCAUGGCUCGACAGUAUGUCCGCAGCAUUAUAUCAUCCGUUCAAAGGGUUGCACUUGCUCUCUCCCCUUCUCAUCUCAGUUCUCAUGGUGGUCUCCGGCCCCCACCUGGCACUCCUGAAGCACAUACUCUUGCUCGCUGGAUCUGUCACAGUUAUAGGUGUUAUUUAGGGGCGGAGCUACUCAAACCUAGUGGUGAAGGAAGUGAAUCUAUUCUGAAAACCCUUUGGCACCACUCUGAUGCAAUUGUAUGCUGCUCAUUGAAGGCUUUGCCAGUUUUCACAUUUGCAAAUCAAGCAGGUCUUGAUAUGCUUGAGACAACCUUGGUCGCAGUGCAAGACAUUACUCUGGAAAAGAUAUUUGAUGAUCAUGGGAGAAAGACACUCUGCUCAGAGUUCCCACAGAUAAUGCAGCAGGGGUUUGCAUGUCUUCAAGGUGGUAUAUGUUUGUCGAGCAUGGGCAGGCCAGUCUCUUAUGAGAGAGCUGUUGCUUGGAAGGUGUUGAAUGAGGAAGAAAAUGCUCACUGUGUUUGUUUCUUGUUCAUCAACUGGUCUUUUGUUUGAACUCACAAAUUCAAUUAGGUGGGGUGAUGCACAAUAGAGAACCCUGGAAUGGCUCAGCGUUUGUUUAGUGUAAGCUACCUGUUGUCUUUUUUGAGAUUGGGCUUGAUGCUUCAAUGGUCUCUUUACUUGCUUACUGUUAACUGAUUUUCUGGUCUUGGAAACACCUUGGUACUUCUAUAUAUUUGUCCGUUGCAUGCUUUGCCUUGUGAA
Molecule: messenger RNA, 4497 nt
Organism: Macadamia integrifolia
Lineage: Eukaryota; Viridiplantae; Streptophyta; Magnoliopsida; Proteales; Proteaceae
Product: homeobox-leucine zipper protein ATHB-15-like
Exons: 18
Coding region: 1765-4287 (840 amino acids)
Molecular function (GO): lipid binding; DNA binding; DNA-binding transcription factor activity
Source: RefSeq, a predicted model, not a curated record